Messenger RNA from Puccinia graminis f. sp. tritici CRL 75-36-700-3, 330 nucleotides. RefSeq lists its product as uncharacterized. Bases 1 to 330 code for a protein of 109 amino acids. Lineage: Eukaryota; Fungi; Basidiomycota; Pucciniomycetes; Pucciniales; Pucciniaceae. The record is from RefSeq and is a predicted model, not a curated record. The transcript is spliced from 2 exons.
AUGGUUGACCAACACCACCUAUCUUCCGGGGGACUGCCCAACGCACCAAACAACGAGCCGUCAAACCUAUGGAUCCGGCGCACACCCAACGGGCCUCAUGUGGCUCCUCUCAAUCAAGCCAAGCGCGGGGCGAGUCCUCCAUCCAAUGACUGCAAGCCCAAUGUCAGACCCAAGAAUGUUGCCCCAAUCCCGGCCCAGGAACCACCGUUGACAAGGACAAACUGGAUGAACCAGGCCAGUCAGGUGGCCCCGGAUCCCUUGCCAACACCCCAACCCAACUGGAUCCCACAAGGCCAACGUCCAAAUGGCCCCGCCGCAAGCCCAUGCUAA